UUUUUUUCCUACAACACAAACGAAGAUGUGAAUUUACAUUUUUUUUAUUUUAGCCGAUGUCUGCACUAUUGUACACGCACCUCGUUGUACACGUGAUUUAGACAUGUGACGAAGGACACAAGUGAGCAUGUCUGUUGAGCGGGUACUUUCUGAUUCUGAUGAACUCAGCAUAGGUUUCUAUUCGCUUCGAUGUCUCUACUUAUUGUACUCUAAGACGCUUAGACUUAGAGUACAAUAGUAGUAUUCCACUUUCCUCGUAGUGGUGAGCUCAGUCGACCCCUAGGGAGCAUAAUAGGGAAGAGACGUGGCUCGAUUGUUUCACGAGCUUCUUCCGUUGUAUAUUGCUUUACACCAGCUAGGGGCAGGUGGAGCUCAACAAGUCCGUUUCAUGUUCAUUUUUAGGAUUUAAUUAGCUCUAUAAUUUACGCUGCAUGAAAGGACAUUUAUCUAUUAUUCAGCUACUGCAGAACACUGCAUCGGUGAACGGAUGACAAAAAAGUAGUUUGGCAUAUCCAAAUUAGAAUAAGGUAAGAUGAAAAAGACGCCCCACUUGGUAAAUGGACUGCAUUUUAUAUAGCACUUUUAUCCAAAGCGCUUUACAAUUGAUGCCUCUCAUUCGCCAGAGCAGUUAGGGAUUAGGUGUCUUGCUCAAGGACACUUCCACACGCCCAGAGCGGAGUUUGAACCGGCAACCCUCAGACUGCCAGACAAUCGGUCUUACCUCUUGAGCUAUGUCGCCCCGCCACUUAAGAACAAACAUAAUGUUUGUGCUUAAUGCAUUUUUGGGGAAAUAAAUUGUAACAGUGGGCAACCUUGCUGUUUAAGCGCAAAGCCCGGGUUAAAGUCGCUGCUUGCUCUAGCACUUCCUUGGAGUUGAAUUUUCCCUUCAACAACAAAAAUACGCAGGAGACAAGUUAGAUACCUUUACAAGUUAGAUAUUAAGCUUGUUACUUUCCGUAUGCUAAAGGUCAAAGUCGUCUUUCAUCAGAACGAAAUUGUUGAUAUAUGAUCUCUAGCUGUAGGCUUUUUUUUUUCCUCAAAAAUUUUACCAGUAUAAGACAUGCUUCUUUACAGUUAGCUGCUUAUCUUGUCUUUCAGGCUUAAAAAGAUGAAAAUUUUAAAUAAGGCCGAAUUACAGCAAGCGGGAAAGGUUCUGCAGUCACACUUACCAAAAAGCUCCAAGGUGUAUGGAUAUCUGUUCGGUGUGAAUAGAAACAAACCACAUACAUUGGAGGUUAUUGUAGACUCCUGGCCUGAUUUUAAAACAAUUAUUUGUCGACCAGACCAAAAGAAUGCACAUACUCUGCUUUACAAAAAUCGACUGAAUUUCUUCAGCACUGAUGAGAAGAUUCUUAAGAAAAUGUUGACAGAAGACAAGGUCUUAGACUGGAAUAAAUACUUCAGAAUUGGAGGGUUUGACAUUCGUCAUGCCACCAUGUUGAAGGAUGUCGCCGCCACAAAAGGCGCUACAUUCAGACAGUUAAUUCUAGUUCAUCUCCUUGUGUUACAAGACCCAAAUCUCCUUCCUCAACUGACAGUGAACAGUGAUAUGGAGGCCAGGAUCUCCUCUCUGAAUGAAUCCCAUGUCAGUUUGGUGAAUAAAACCUGGAAAUUUGGAGGUGAUGAAAAAGGUUUCAAACUAAUUAAAUAUCUCAUAAGGCACUUCCCCACCUGUUGCAUCACUGAUGAAGAAGGCUGUCCAGUUUCUUGGGUGCUUCUUUAUGAUUACUGUGCCAUGGGGCUACUGUACACAGCCCCAGACUACAGGGGGAGGGGCUAUACCAAGAUCCUGAUAAGCACCAUGGCAACAAGGCUCCAUGCCCAGGGUUACCCUGUGUACUGCUUCAUCGAGGAGGAGAACCAGCUGUCCUACAGGCUCUCUAAAAAACUGGGCUUUACUGAAGACCCCUCCUACAGGGCUGCCUGGUAUGAGUUCAACUACUAAAAUAGUGUUGGGAGCAUCACAACUAAACUCAAUGCUGAUGUGACUUUAUUCAAUUACUCUAUACACAAUGCAGCAGUGUAGCUGGAUCUCAAUCAGGUUGUCAAAGAUAAUGUACUGUUGGGUUGAGAAGGAAAGCUCUAUUCUUGACUUGUAAUAGAGAGGCAAUGCAGUCAGGAAAACAGUUCACUUUUGAUCCAAUUAGAGGGGUCUCUUUUUCUGCAAAAAGGGUACGCCUGCCCACAGUCAGAUAUCUAGUGUUUAGAUUUUGGCCUUAGAGAAACAGUGAAUUGGAUACAAUAUUAUAUUGUUUCUAAGAAUGUAGGCAGUCCUCCCCUCCUCG
Molecule: messenger RNA, 2285 nt
Organism: Anguilla rostrata (American eel)
Lineage: Eukaryota; Metazoa; Chordata; Actinopteri; Anguilliformes; Anguillidae
Product: glycine N-acyltransferase-like protein 3
Exons: 5
Coding region: 1109-1945 (278 amino acids)
Cellular component (GO): mitochondrion
Molecular function (GO): glycine N-acyltransferase activity
Source: RefSeq, a predicted model, not a curated record